Molecule: messenger RNA, 3960 nt
Organism: Patiria miniata (bat star)
Lineage: Eukaryota; Metazoa; Echinodermata; Asteroidea; Valvatida; Asterinidae
Product: transient receptor potential cation channel subfamily V member 6-like
Exons: 14
Coding region: 366-2630 (754 amino acids)
Biological process (GO): calcium ion import across plasma membrane
Cellular component (GO): membrane
Molecular function (GO): calcium channel activity; protein binding
Source: RefSeq, a predicted model, not a curated record
UGAGGUCGACACGGUGCAUUGAGCAUGCCAUGGAGUAAACCAAGCGCACUGAGGAUGGGUAAAGUGAUGUUGGUUAUGUGAUGAUGACGGGCUGGGGCGAGGAGGGAGUUGAUGAGAGGAGAUAUGCUACUUCCGUUCUCUCCAUCAAGACGGAGCUUAUACACGUAUGAGCACGAAUGUACGUAUUAUCUCGCGUUCAUUAUCGGGGAGAGAGUGCGAGUACUGUGACAAACGGACUUGAUCUUGUCAGAACCCGAACGCUGAUCAUGGAGCAAAAUUUACAUUCCAUCAUCCUGUGAUCUGUAAUUUGUACAUUGGUGAUUCUACCACAGAUCAGGUUAUUCUACCAAAGAUCAGGUUACAACAUGAAGGCAGAUGUGAAAUAUGGAAAUUGUGACAGUCAUGCCAAUGUUUGCAUGGAGAUCUAUGAACUGUACGAGGACCUUGUUGAUUUGGCGAGGGAGGCAGGAAAAUCGCACCUCGCACAAGCGGCGUUUGAAGAAAAGAUACGGGGGCCUGAAAUCAGCAAAUUCCUGUAUGAGGGUGGAAAUGGAAAGAUGGUACCCAUAAAAACAUUGGUGAAGAUCAGAAACCAGGAUAACUGGAUUGAUAAUGAUGUGGUGGAUGCAAAAGAUCGGAAGAAGAAGAGGAGACCAAUUUCUAAGUCUAAGAAGGUGACUGGGUCACUUGGGAGCACCAACAAGGUUGGAUCUGAACAAGAAGCCCAGCGAGAGUUUUGCUGGGACAUUGACAGACGUGGCUAUUCAGGAGAAACUUUACUUCAUGUUUGCUUCAUGAGUCCACACAACAAAGAUGUCAACUUUGAGAUUGCCAAGCAUCUCAUCAAGGCGUGGCCAAAGAUGAUCAAUGACUUCAUCCUUGGAACUGAAAGUUAUGGUGAAACAUGUCUACACAAAGCCAUUGUGAAUGAGAACAUCAGUAUGAUCAAAUUUUUGAUUGAGAAUGGAGCUGAUCUGAACGUCCGUUGCUAUGGGAGAUUCUUCAGACCAGAUGACCAAAAGGCGUGGUGUGUGGACUCACUAGAGCACGAACACUUUAUCUUGUACAAAAAGACCAACUAUGAAGGACUGACUUAUUGGGGAGAAACACCAUUGACAUUUGCGGCUUGUUUAGAUCUGAAUCACGUUUUCCGUUCUUUAUGGGUGAAGGGAUGUGACAUUAACACCCAAGACACUAAUGGCAACACUGUGCUGCAUAUGAUGGUCUUGCAAGAUAAAAAGGAUAUGUUCACGUUGGCGUAUGAGUUAGGUGGCGACUGUACCAUCAAGAACAAGCAAGGUUAUACUCCGCUAUCCCUUGCUGCUAAGCUACAUAGAAUAGACCUCUUUGAGCAUAUCCUAUUCUUAGAACGUCAACUCUCAUGGAAGUAUGGCAGUGUCACCUGUGCAUCGUAUGCCCUGGAUGGACUAGAUAGCAUUAACUACGAUGGUUCCAUCAAUAAUAAAUCAUCCUUGCAUCUCAUUGUGAACCAGACUAGUAAGGAGCAUCUACAGAUGUUGAAAGGUGUCAUUUACAAACUGCUGGAUGAGAAAUGGAAGACAUUUGGUCGUUUCAAUUUCUGUGCUCGUCUGGCAUUCUUUCUUCUCUACCUCGCUGUGAUCACAACAGCAUUCUAUCUUCGGCCUGGAAAGGAUCCUAGGGCAUUCACUGUAUCCGACAAUGUAACUCAACCGAAUGGCUCAGUCAUCGUCGCAGAAACAGAAAUAACAGAGCCUUGCUAUUUGCUGUACACAGACACACCUACAGAUCAGGCACGUGUGGUGUUUGAGAUCAUCACUUUGAUCGGAUCAAUCAUUUACCUCUUCUACGCGGCAAAGGAGCUGUACCACCUCGGAAAAUGGUCUUUCAUGGAUCUUAUGAUUUUAGCACCAGCCAAAGCGAUGUUUCUACUGUCCUGUUGUUUUGUCGUCUUGGCAUGUUUUGGUCGCAUUCCUCCAUGUAACCCCUACUAUGAGGAUGUCUUCAUUACAUUUGCUAUAUUGACUGCUUGCCCAUACUCACUGUUUUUCCUCAGAGCUUUGAAGCUUGUAGGUCCCUUCAUCUUCAUGAUCUACAAGAUGAUUCACGGUGAUCUGCUCAAAUUCCUUGCCAUUUAUCUCAUCUUCCUCUUUGGCUUCUCCCAAGCGAUGCAUAUAGUAUUCCUUGGAUAUACGGGAAAGUUUGAACUAUUGGAUUCAGUUAUUGGAAUGUUUGUCAUGUCUCUUGGUGAAUUUGGCGAUAUCUAUGCCACGUUUGAUGAAACAAGAUAUCCCAUAAUGGGCAAGUUUCUAUUCUGUGUGUACAUGGUCUUGGUGGCAUUACUGUUAGUCAACAUGCUCAUUGCCAUGAUGGGGAGUACGUUUAGCACCAUAGCAGAGACUGAGAAUGAAUGGCAAAGACAGUGGGCCAAGAUUGUGCUGAUACUCGAGCAGUCCUUAUCACCAGCUGUGAGAGUCAGUAUACUGCAUAAAUAUUCCACUCCAAUGUGGGAUGGACGACAAGACAGAGCUAUGAUCAUGCAAACAGAAAAUGAGGAUCACGACGACACAACUAUACAGAAGUCUAAACAUCGUCAUAAUGUAAAUUCCAAUCGAGAAUUCAUUGAUGGAGAAUGGCAGUUAAGUGCAUAAGGUCGGACACACAAUGUUCCCGGGUAGCUUGUCUGAAAUGUGCGAACCAAAAAUGUUGACGUUGCUGAAAUACACCGUUCACCGAUUGCAAAGUAGUAGCUCAAAAACUUGCCUUGAUGUCACAAAAGUUGGGUCAAUUCUCAAUUGUUUUUAAGCAAGUAUUUCCUUAUUGUAUUAGGUGAAUUCAUUUUAAUGUCGACACUUUGACAACUUUUUUACAUCGCAUUUUAGAGUGCAAAAUUAAUUCCGAGUAGGAAAUGGCUCUUAAUUCCAGUUUUAAGCCAUUGGCCGUUAGAUAUGUGUUCACAAAGUAUAGAAUUGUCAGUAACUCAAUAUUUUAAGUGGAAUAUUGUUGCAAUAGUAGACAUGUUUGGUUAAACAUUGUUAUUUCAAAUUUCUGCCACAAAUCAACCGCAAGUGUUCUUUUGCUUGUACUUUUAUUUCAUGGAGAAGAUAAUUCCUUAAGAAUCAAAUGAUAAAUAACAAACCAAACUAAACAAACCAAACUAGUUGACACAAAAUAAAUAAUGAAUUAUCACCAGACUAUUUUAAGGCAAUGCUUGGUAAAUUUAAUAUAUAUCUCUUCCAAUACAUCCAAAUUUUAAAUGAGGUCAAACUGAGUGAUUUGAGAAAGUGCAAAUGUAGUUAAAACUUUGCUAGUUUACUUGAUGUAACAGUGCAUGUAGACAAUCACCAAAAACAUUGAGUUCACAAAUACAAAAUUAAUGGAAUUUAAUUAUGAAUACGAAUAACUAAAGCAUUUUUUUUUUCAUUUAAUCUUUUGACCCAACCUUGGACAUUUAACUCCGAUUAUUAAUCGAUUUAUAUACACUUUUAAGGAACACACAAACUGUUAAAUGAUCAGUAAACAGAAUAAUUUGCAUAAAGCUAUAUUUAGGAAUAAAUUCAAUUUGUUAAAAUCCUUGGAAAGUUAAUUGCGUGGAAUAAUGAAAGUAAAGCUUUUUACUAAGAAUAUACUUCACCAUUAUAGCUGAAAAAUGGAUGAAAAUUCAGGAUAAAAUUCAUUCAAUACUUCAAUUUUGUAUACUGCAAUAUCACUUUAGUCAUCUUAUGACGGCAACAUGAAAGACAUUUUAAAGAUUUGACUGAGAUCCAAAAGCCAUUUGAUGACCUAGUCGUAUGGAUCUCCAUAAUUUGUUUAUAGUUUAUAGACCAGUCUUGAAAAUGGUUACUCAUAACUGUAGAUUUACUUUUGGAACAACUUUGAUCCUAACUGAGUGUAUUGUUAAUAAGUAAAUGUGGUCGCAAGAAAUUUAAUUCCACAAUCUGUGAUUGCCAAACAAGUAUUGUAUUAAACCUCUCAAACGUU